Mesocricetus auratus (golden hamster) is the source of this 3759-nucleotide messenger RNA. RefSeq names its product hemopexin (gene Hpx). Gene Ontology annotation, biological process: intracellular iron ion homeostasis; heme transport. Lineage: Eukaryota; Metazoa; Chordata; Mammalia; Rodentia; Cricetidae. The record is from RefSeq and is a predicted model, not a curated record. Bases 2128 to 3669 code for a protein of 513 amino acids. The transcript is spliced from 10 exons. Gene Ontology annotation, molecular function: heme transmembrane transporter activity.
UGCUUGAGGAGAGUUAACUUAUGACUUAUGACCAGUGACCACCACCAGAGUUGCCACAUAUUCACAGCCCAGUGUUUGCAAGUGGAUGUAAUGCUCUACCUCACAGCUUUUGUCUAGAAGUUGGGCUUCAUCUGUGUUACCUGCUUGUGAAACACUGGGGGGGGGGAUCUAGUCGGUCCCUGGAGAUUCUGACAUUGCUUUUAAGCCACCAGAUGAAUGCAUGGUAGAUGAGUUAGAAGACAACAAUAUUAAAGGGCCAUAAGUAAUUUUUGGAGGCAGGUGAUGGAUGGAUCCAGGGGUGGUAUAAAGGGGCCCAGAACUAUAUGUGAAGAGGCAGCGCUGUAAAAUGAGCACCUGAUAUUUGUGCUGUUUCUCUUUAGAGGACUAUGCUAGACAGACACUGGCCUACAAGUUAGAAAUGGAUCUCCAGAAAGGCUAUAUAAGGUAUCAGAGGCUGUGAGGAAGAGAGAGAGAGAGUCUGGGGUAUCAGCUACCAGUGCAGAUCCAGCCAGAGAUGCCUUGUGAUGGGAGACAGUGGGUGUCAGGCCUCAGCUGUAGGAGCUGUGUCCUUUUUCCUUUGGGAAUCUAGCUUUGCCCACUGACCCGUGAGGAAGGAGUGACACUAACAGCACAUGUUCAUUGUUAGUCAGAAGAGGACAUUGUAUGUGAUGGCAGAAACCUGGUCUCAUGCCCCUGAGUUCCCAGAACUCUGAUGUUCUAGUUGGAGGAAGUUAUGCAGAACAGAAACAGAAAAGAGAUUCUAGGGCAGGAGGAGCAGCUGAGUAGCAGGGCUCGAGCUCAGCAUGAGCAUGGCCUGCAGUCUUAGCACUUAAUAAAGGAGAGGGCUUCUGCCAAGGUUGGGUAAAGGGACAUAAGGACCAUAAGACCACCCAAGAGUGAUCACUAAGGAAGAGAUGUCUGGAGACUCAGGCUACAGCACAGCUGUUGCUACCUACAAUUCUCUACUGAGCUGGCAGCAAGUCUUGGGAGUAACUGAAGCAGACUUUGGAGGUCCCAGGGAGUGGUGAGAAUAGCAGGGACUGGGAAUGAUAGGUGAUACCUCAAGAAGGAGGAUGUGGGACCAAAACCUUGGGGAGAGAAGUAGGACCGCAGAGAAGGGGCAGUGACAAGCAAAUGUGACCCCUAGAGUUCCGUAUGUACCUAUCAUAAAUAUACCCCACUAAUAAUGUCCGCGUGCUUCAGAAGAGGAAAAAUUCUCAGAAAUGUAAUGAUGAGAGGAAAAGCAGGUCAGCAAAGUGACAACAAGAACAGGGCUCAGGAUGGCAGAGCGCUUGCCUGGUGCGUGGGAAAACCCAGGAUUGCUUAAGAAACAAAACUAACAAAAAGCGAUCAAUAAGUAGCUGGAAAAUACUUCCAAAUUUUGGUAGGUGACAUAAAGGAAAUGAGAGACUGAGAGGUCAGAAAAGCUGGUCAAGAAAGCAUGCAUGGAGAAGGUAAAUUUAAGUCAAAACCAGUUGUAACGAAUGUGCAAUCCUAGUUACAGUUCAGUAUGUUCUGUGACAGGUAAAUAAGUGUUUCCCUCCAAAGUUGGAAUUACCAAGAGAGACUACAGGGAAAUGACACCCCUUUGGGCCCUCAUACUGUCAGGCCUUCCCUCAGAAGCUUUUGAAACUUUUUUUUUCCUGGUAGGUGUUGAGUUGGGGACAGGGUUUGGCAAUAAUGAGACAAUUAUUUGGCAAUAGUGAGAUAAUAUCUCCAAACCAGCUGAAAGGUUUGGGGUACCCCUAGAAGAGGCCCCCCUGACUAAUGCUUGGGAAAGGUUCUUUUGAAUAUUUCUGAGGAAACUCAUUUGUGUGUGCAGGGUUAUAAGCAGUGGUCUGCUUAAUUGUCGUAGGCUUCGAUUGAAUUGGACUUGAUACUCAGUACACAGAAAAGGUUCAUUCCCCCUCUUCUUCCCUCUCCUAUUGUAGAGAUAAACUCAGCCUCAGAAAGGUAACCGUCCACCCUAUUCUGAUUUAUGAGCACCUACACCUGCAGAUUCCAGAGCGUCCCAAUGGAUAUGGGCUAGUCAGAGCUGGAAAUUUGCUGAAGGGGGUGGGGGCUACUGCCGGGAAGAGAGAGUCUUGGAUUUGGGUUUCUUUUUAGACUUUGACCUUAUUUGCUGUGAUGCCAUCUGCAAAUAUAACAUCGAUAUUUCUCAAUAGGGUUGGAAAUGGGGGUGGUGCUGUUACAAUAGGGUUGGAAAUGGGGGUGGUGCUGUUACCGAUUCUGUAUAAGUUCAGCCUCAUGCCCAGCACUGUCCUGUGGCCUUUCCAGCUCAGCAUGGCUAGGGCAGUGGUAGCACCGGUAACCCUGGUGUUGCUGGGCCUGUGCUGGUCCCUGACUGUUGCCAACCCUCUUCGUUCUGCCCAUGGGAAUGUUGCUGAAGGUGAAAGUGGGACCAAGCCAGACUCAGAUGUAAUCGAGCGCUGCUCGGAUGGCUGGAGCUUUGAUGCUACCACCCUGGAUCACAAUGGGACCAUGCUGUUCUUUAAAGGGGAGUUCGUGUGGAAGGGGCACGCAGGGGUCCGAGAAACAAUCUCAGAGAGAUGGAAGAAUUCCACCAGCUCAGUGGAUGCUGCAUUCCGUCGUGGUCCCGACAGUGUCUUCCUGAUCAAGGGAGACAAAGUCUGGGUAUACCCUCCUGAAAAGAAGGAAAACGGAUAUCCAAAGCUGCUCCAAGAAGAAUUUCCUGGAAUCCCAUACCCACUGGACGCAGCUGUGGAGUGCCACCAUGGAGAAUGCCAGAGUGAAGGCAUACUCUUCUUCCAAGGUAACCGCAAGUGGUUCUGGGACUUUGCUACAAGAACCAAAAAGGAACGUUCCUGGCCAGCCGUUGGGAAUUGCACCGCAGCCUUGAGGUGGCUUGAACGCUACUACUGCUUCCAGGGUAACCAGUUCCUGCGCUUCAACCCAGUCACAGGAGAGGUGCCUCCCAGAUACCCUCUGGAUGCCCGUGACUACUUCAUGGCCUGCCCUGGCAGAGGUCACGGUAGACACAGAAAUGCAACUGGUCACGGGAAUAGCACCCAUCCUAUGCAUUCACGCUGCAGCCCAGAUCCCGGCUUGACUGCAUUAAUGUCUGACCACCGUGGUGCCACCUAUGCCUUCAGUGGCUCCCACUACUGGCGUCUGGACUCCAGCCGUGAUGGGUGGCAUAGCUGGCCCAUUGCUCAUCAUUGGCCCCAGGGGCCUUCAACAGUAGAUGCUGCCUUUUCCUGGGAUGAUAAAGUCUAUCUCAUCCAGGGCACUCAAGUGUAUGUCUUCCUGACAAAGGGAGGCAAUACCCUAGUAAGCGGUUAUCCAAAGCGACUGGAGAAGGAACUUGGGAGCCCUCCUGGGAUCAGCCUUGAGACUGUGGAUUCAGCCUUUAGCUGCCCUGGUUCUUCCAAGCUCUAUGUAACAGCAGGACGGCGGCUAUGGUGGCUGGAUCUGAAGUCAGGUGCUCAGGCGACAUGGACAGAGCUUUCUUGGCCCCAUGAGAAAAUUGAUGGGGCCCUGUGUUUGGAAAAGUCUCUUGGUCCCAACUCAUGUUCUUCCAGUGGUCCCAGCUUGUACCUUAUCCAUGGGCCCAAUUUGUACUGCUACAGCAGUAUAGACAAACUGAAUGCUGCCAAGACGGUUUCUAAGCCCCAGAAAGUAAACAGCCUUCUUGGCUGCAGUCAGUAAGAAGUCCUGAUGGGAAUUAGCCCAGCUCAGUCCAGCCCAGCCACCUCUCCAUUUUCAUCCUAAUAAAACCAGAUGGUUUCUUCACAUGAA